AUGUCAGCUGAUCAUGUGAAGGAUGACAGUAUACUUAAGGAGAUUGACAUCAGCCACCAUGUUAAGGAAGGCUGUGAGAAAGCAGACCCCUCCCAGUUCCAGCUGCUCAAAGUGCUUGGACAGGGCUCUUAUGGAAAGGUGUUUCUGGUGAGAAAGAUCAGAGGACUGGACAGAGGACAGCUGUAUGCCAUGAAGGUCCUGAAGAAAGCCACACUGAAAGUUCGGGAUCGAGUACGGUCAAAGAUGGAAAGAGACAUUCUGGCAGAAGUGAACCAUCCUUUUAUAGUUAAACUGCACUAUGCCUUCCAGACAGAAGGAAAGCUCUAUCUGAUCCUGGACUUCCUCCGAGGGGGAGACCUUUUCACCCGUCUUUCAAAGGAGGUUAUGUUUACAGAAGAGGAUGUGAAGUUCUACCUUGCAGAGUUGGCCCUGGCGUUGGACCAUCUACACAGUUUGGGAAUCAUCUACAGGGACCUCAAACCUGAAAAUAUUCUUCUGGACGAAGAAGGAAACAUUAAGAUAACUGGAGGAGUGAUGCCUGUCAACCAGAAGGAAGCGGGUUCAAGGCGUCAGCCCCCUGAGAUCCUGAUCAGUAGCUGA
Molecule: messenger RNA, 600 nt
Organism: Notothenia coriiceps (black rockcod)
Lineage: Eukaryota; Metazoa; Chordata; Actinopteri; Perciformes; Nototheniidae
Product: ribosomal protein S6 kinase alpha-2-like
Exons: 8
Coding region: 1-600 (199 amino acids)
Biological process (GO): protein phosphorylation
Molecular function (GO): protein kinase activity; ATP binding
Source: RefSeq, a predicted model, not a curated record